UGAAGAAGGAAAGGAGAGGAGGAAAGAAGGGAGGGACGGAGGAGGAGUAAAUCAGUGUUUGAGACUCUGACGCGGAAGAAGAAUCAGCCUCGGAGGAGGAAGAAGAAACCUCAAAAUGAAGCGGACCCCCUCCGGCUGACUUCACACUUGUUGAAUAACGUUUACAUCCAAACCUGAAAGAGGGGUUCUGGACGAUUUCACAGCCGGAUUGUGACGCGUUUCUCCCGGGCGUGGAGCUGCUGGAUCAGGCUGCACGGCUGACUAACAGACCGGCUGUGCUUGUGACUGAAAAUAUCACCAUUCAUCCAUUUUAUACAGCUGUGGACUCUCUCAGCAUCCAUCUCUAAGCCUACUGAAUCGAUAUUUCAUUAUUUAUUCAUCUAGACUCCCAAGCGGAAUCUCCGGGAAUCACACCGAGCGAGGCGCCCUCUCCGUCAGCGUAGCGCCGCCGGGUGGCACCGCUGUCUCCGGGCGGAGGGACUCUGAUCACGGCGUGGUGGACGCUCUCUCCUCACCGUGAGAAGACUAAGUUUAGAAAGAAAACAAAGCCUCGCUGCCUUCACGGACAACCAGCUAUCUUUUUUUUAAAGAAAGCUGGAUACACGAUUAAUAUUGAACGAGUUGGAUAUCUGUGAGGCGGGAAGCUCCGGGAGACACGCCGACCACAGCGUCUCUCUGCCGGGGCAGCACCGCUGGGUCCAGCCGGCGGGUGGUGGGAUGACUCUCCGCUGGUGUUUAGCGGCGUCAAAUUAGAAAACUAAUCUUGUUUGGAGAACAAAGUCGUGACCUGAUUGCCUACUCUGUAUUUCUGGACUGGAUACUUAUCCUCUGAGGCGGGGGAAAUCUCCAUUAAACACACCGAGCACGGCGCUCUGUCCCCGGGCUGUGGAGCUGCGCUCGGCCCCGGUGGGAUGUCUCUCCUCUGGGGGUGGACUAUUUUCUAUAUAUCCGGGCUUUUCUGCAGUGGAAGUUAAUCCACACUGUACCCCGUAGUGUCGCCCGUGUGUUUCUGUGUAGGAUUGUGUAGGAGGACAUGGCGGAAUCAGGUAGGGCCAGACCGGCGGACCCUGACGCCGCGGACAGCUGGACAGAAAGCCCUGUGGCAGGGAAGAAGAGGGCCCAGCACUCCCCGGGUCUCCGUACCAAGUACCAGAGCUCCGCACCGGGUCACUGCCUCAGGAAAGUCACCCUGACCAAACCCACUUUCUGCCACAGCUGCAGCGACUUCAUCUGGGGUCUCAUCGGCUUCCUGUGUGAAGUGUGUAACUUCAUGUGUCACGAGAAAUGUCUGAAGACGCUGCGAUCAGUUUGCUCCUGCAUGACUCCGUCUCUGGUGCGGGUCCCGGUGGCUCACUGCUUCGGUCCGGCGGGUCACAAGAAACGUUUCUGCUGCGUCUGCAGAAAACAAACGGAAGGAAACACAGCCCUACGCUGUGAAGUCUGUGAGCUGCACGUCCACGCUGACUGUGCCGUGUUCAGCUGUGCAGACUGUCGCAGCAGUCACCUGGACGCCACUCUGCAGCAGGAUACGUUCCACCACCACUGGAGGGAGGGGAACAUGCCAUCAGCGUCCAGGUGCGAGGUGUGUCGGCGGUCCUGCGGGUCCUCCGAUGUCAUGGCGGGGAUGAGGUGCGAGUGGUGCGGCAUCACGAGUCAUGCGGCUUGUUACCUCGGCAUUCCACCAGAGUGCACUCUGGGACGUCUGCGCUCCAUGCUGCUGCACCCGGCCUGCGUCCGCCUCCACUCCAGAAACUUCAGCAAGAUGCACUGCUACAGAAUCACCGAGAGCUGCAGCCAAGAACUGGAUAACUCAGACGACGUUGAUGCGUCUGCUGCUGUGUCUAAAGACGGUCAGCCGGCUGCUCCAGAGUCAGGUAAACAGUUCUUGAAGGUGUUUGAUGGCGAUGAUGCCGUUAAGCGCGGCUGCUUCCGAUCGGUCUCCCUCCUCCGAGCCACGAGGAACGAGGAAGUGGUGGAGGCAGCACUGAGGGCCUUCUACCUCCCUGACGAACCUCAAAACUUCGAGCUGCAAGAAGUCAGAGCGAUGCAGUGUCUCCAUAGCGACGACAUCCUCAACCGCAACGGCAGCCCGGACAACAGGAGCUCCCUGAAGGACGGAGCAGACACCUGGCUGCUGAGAGCCAAACCCCGAGGCGCCGAGGUCAUCCAGGUGCACGCAGGAUGGCCCAGGUCAGGUGCAGCUUUCGCCUCUGUCUCCGUCUCUAAGAACAGCACAGCAGCUUCAGUCCUCUCUGAGGUCCUCAAUCAGCUCGACAGAAAGGGAGAAGAUUCGUCUAAUUUCAGUCUGAUGGAGGUUUACAUGAGCAGCAAGCAAGUGCAGAGACAGACUCUGACCCCUCAGGAGAACAUUCUGGAGAAGCUGCAGGAGAUCAGAAAGAUGUCUGUUCGUCAGAUGAAUCAGACUCGGUUUUACAUUGUGGAGAACAUCAACCGAGCGGUGCAGGUCAGCCUUCUGAUCGGAGGACUGCCCUCCCUGUUGGCCAAAGAAGAGUACGUCCAGCUGAUCGUGGAACACCUGACCAUCAAGAGUCACCUGGUCACCAUCAGCCACAUCUAUGACAGUCAAGGUGCGGUGGCGUUGCAGAUCUCGUGUUUUUCUGAAGCAGAGAGGAUCUACAUGUUGGCUAAAGACACAACAGUCAACAACAAGACGCUAACGUCACUCGUCAUCCCAGAGAUCCUGCACAAGAAGCUGGGAGACGGCAUCUGUCCUCUGCUGGUGUUUGUUAAUCCAAAGAGCGGCGGCAUGAAGGGCAGAGAGCUUCUCUACGGCUUCCGGAAACUUCUCAACCCUCACCAGGUCUUUGACAUCUCCAACGGAGGACCACUGGCCGGCCUGCAUACGUUCCGAGAGGUUCCCAGGUUCCGGGUGCUGGUCUGUGGAGGUGAUGGGACGGUGGGCUGGGUGCUUGGAGUACUUGAGGCAGUCCGUCACAAACUGGUGUGUCGAGAGCCGCCCAUCGGCAUCGUACCUCUGGGAACAGGUAACGACUUGGCUCGUGUCCUGCGUUGGGGAACGGGUUACAGCGGCGAGGACCCCCACCACAUCCUGGUCUCUGUAGACGAGGCGGACGUGGUCCUGAUGGACCGUUGGACCAUCCUGCUGGACGCUCAGGACAUCUCUGAGGACGGGAAGGACAACGGCUUCCUGGAGCCUCCAAAGAUUGUGCAGAUGAACAACUACUUUGGUCUGGGCAUUGACGCAGAACUCAGCCUGGACUUUCACCGCAGAGAGGACGAACCUGAUAAAUUCACCAGCAGGUUCCAUAACAAAGGUGUGUACGUGAAGGUGGGCCUGCAAAAGAUCAGCUACACCAGGAGUCUCCACAAAGAGCUGCAGCUGCAGGUGGACGCUCAGAACGUCCAACUACCCAACAUAGAGGGGCUGAUCUUCUUAAAUAUACCCAGUUGGGGUUCAGGUGCAGAUCUCUGGGGGUCAGAGGCGGAUGGUCGCCAUGGGAAACCAAGGAUAGAUGAUGGCCUACUGGAGGUGGUUGGUGUCACCGGGGUGGUCCACAUGGGCCAGGUACAGAGCGGCAUGCGUUCAGGGAUUCGUAUUGCUCAAGGGAACUACAUCAGGUUGACUGUGAGCAAACCCAUACCUGUGCAGGUGGACGGAGAACCGUGGAUCCAACCGCCAGGACACAUUAUCAUCUCUGCUGCUGGACCCAAGGUUCGGAUGCUGAGAAAGUCCAAGCAUAAGCAGAAGAAGUCCUCUGCCGGCGUGAAAGAAGGACAUUCUGAGAGUCCUUCCUCCAGAGACGGGGGACACUGAAGGACUCUCCUGAAAACCCCGAGUCCUGCCUUUUACCUGCUUCCCGUUGAACCUGGGAGGCCAUUUUGGUGCCAUCAGCAAGCUGUGACUUCACUCAUGUAGCUUUGUUGCGAUGCUGACAGGAUCCAGAUCAACAAUGAGAGACUGAAGGAGGUUUAAUGUUUACUGCCUGAAAGAGGAAGUCCUGGAUCAAACCAAGUUUGUCUCAGUGUGGAUCAAGUCCACCUGCUGCUGGUAAAACACUUACAGAAUCACAAUACGCGCAGUAAAUAUUCAGCAGUCUAAAAAUGUUAACCUUAAACACAAUAUAGCAAUGAAUGAAUAGAUCCAUAAAAAGGAUUUCUGCUUAAAAAAGAGUUUAUAUUGAAUUUUGACAAUUUCUCAGUAUGGAUAAGCUUUAGAGUUGAACAAACCAAGUAUUAAACAGAAGUUUCAAAAUGUCCUUCCUAAAGUGACUGUAAAUGUGUAGCAGUAGACUCAGUGUCAGUUGAUAUAUUAAAAUAAUUUAUGUUAGUGCAGCUAUAGAGGGAGUUUGACCUCCUUUAUGGUCAUGUUUAAUAGGAGAAAUUUCAAAUCGAAGCACUGCUAAAGAGAAGUUUAAGAAGUUGUAACCUCAUAAUGUUUAUUAAUUGCUAAAUCUCCUGGGAGGCUCAACUGGCUUUAUUCUUCUUCUCUUGUAAAGUUGUUUGGUAAUGUUGGUUUUGGAAGACAUUUAUGUUGUGGUGAAGCUUGCCAAAGCUAAUGAGCGCACAAAAUCCAACAAGAAAUCCCUGAUUAUUUGAAACCACAGUGCCCACUGGAACUGAAAGUUUAAGAGCCAAGAAACCUAUGAGAAAAUUAAAUUCAGAUUAUUGUGAGCUGCGGUAAAGAGCAGAGAUAAACUGCCUGAAGCACAGCAGCUGUGAAUAACAAGCCCGACUGACAAAGUUUGUUUUGCCACAAAUUAUCUUGUAAAAUUAUAACUUCUGGAAAGAUUUGUUUGGGCAGAUCCGAAUAGCUUUUGUGCACAAGAUUGAAGAGAAAACAUCUUUAGUUUUAGUUUGUAGAAAACCUUUUAAAACCUUCUCAUGAUCCGUUCAGACUGACAAAAGAAAGAAGAGAAAUCUGGCAGCUACUUUAACAGUGUCUGCUUUUAAAUGAGAUUAAUUGCUUCAACUACUAGCAUACAAAAAAAAACACAUAUUUGUAAUUUCUACAGACUACAUCUUGCUAAAAAAAUGAUUUAAAAAAAUAUAGAAUGAAAAAGAAGUGAAUAUGUGGUUUUUAAAAUAGUGCUAAAAGUUUACUUAAAAUAUGGUGAGCACAAGGCUUACUAAGCAAAUUUUAAAUGACUAAGUUGGGGUCCUUAACUUAAGAAUGACUUAAAAUAGCUUUAAAAAUGCAGCAACACAAUGUCCUCAAAGGAAUGGAGACAAUAUGGUUAAAGUUUCUCAUCUAACUUAAAUUAAUAAAUUCAAUUUUUGUGAGCCAGGCUUUUAAGUGAUCUUAAAAAAAACUAGACAACAUUAGUAAGGGAAAAAUGCUUAUGAAAUGAAUUAAUUUAUAAAAAAUGUGGGACAAAAUGUAGCAGUGUUGUUUAGCUACUAUUACAGGUAUACACUAGCUGGAAAACUAGCUGCAUUUCUAGCAAAAUUAAGUUAGUACUAAGCUCAUACUAAGCUAGCUUUAUCAAGCUAGUUUUCUAGUUUACCACUAAGCUAGUUCAUUGGCUAGCCUGCCAAAGAAACUUACUUUGUUGAUUUAUUUUGUAGAUGCAGUUGAAGAUUAAAAUUGCUAAAAUGUGAGAAAACUGUUGAGUAACUAAAGUGAACAAGAAGCUUGAAAACUAGUGUGUUAGUUUGGCUCGCUGGCUGCCAAGCUAGUAAGCUCACCAAAAUACAAAUUAAUAAGAGGCAAGAAAUUAAGUACUUUUUGGAUACUGAUUACUUACAUGAGGAAACAAAAUACCAUUGGUUAUAGUAUCAGUUGUUGUUGUUUGCAAUUUGUGUUUUAAAAAAAGCUUAAAGUCCCAAGGAAAUGAGAAGUACAUUUUCCCGGUUUUAAUCGUUCCUGUUUUAAAUGUUCAUUUAUCUGCCAAAUAUAUUUCAAGGAAACAUUAUCUGAGUAUUUUUUUUUUUAGUUAUCUUGAGAUUACAUGAUAAAUAAUUUGAGCUCUUUAUAAAACAAAUGAAAUGUACUCGUUAUCACAGGGAAAACAGUCAAAAAAUAAGUCUGGAUGUUUGUCAACUUAGGGCUUCCGUAUAAUCGAUACCCCCCUGACACUAUAAAAUAAGUGAGUGAAGAAAAUUGUUUCCUGACAUAAAAUGACCUCCUAGUUUAAAUUUUCAAGAUGAAUCCCCUUGUACAGAGGCCAAUAACAUUGUGUGAUAAUCCAACAAUUUAAUAGUAAUUAGCUUACUUUACUGCCUCUUAAUGUCCAAUAUUAAUCCAAACUCAUUUGAAUCAUUUCCCAUUUUUUUGCUCUUGAUGCAUUAAGGAAAAGCUUCUCAUUUAGCUUCAGCUGCCAGCCUUCUUUAAACAACCUCUGACAGAGAUAAAGGAGGAUUCAAUGAGCUUCGACCACAUUCCCAGAGAUGCAGAAUGCUAAAUAACAUGUACAGACAAACUGGAAUAGGCAAGGGAUUUAAAUGCUGAAGCUCCCAGCUCUUAAUGUAGCCACAGCAGUAUUGGUUGACUAUACUUUGGUUGUGAUAUAUUCAGGUUUUUAUUUUCUGCAUAAACUGAUUUAUUUUAAAGUUUUUGGUGCUAGAAGUUAACAAAAUGUUCUUUGUUUGGUGGAAGUUUCAACAAUCUGUGUCAUUUAAAGCCUGAAACCAGACUGUAGAUCUUUUCUGGGAGAAGAAAAUAUAUUUGAACGCAGGUUUUUUUUUACCCCAGGUAGCUGCACUUAAUAAUUCAACUGAUUUCAUGAACAGUUACGGGUUUCUGGCCUUGAAUGAAUAAAGAUCUGAGACUGAUGCUGAUACAUCAGUUGGCAUUAACUGUUAAUCUUUGUUCACUAUGGAGUAAACUAAGUUUCUUCAGUACGUAGUCAGAGUUGCUGACUCUGUGUACUGUAAAUGUAGCUGUGAGUAGUUGCAACACAUAUGAGAUACUGUCACAGUGUUUUAUUACAUGCAUGAAGUACUGUAGCUCUGAGGGUUGUGUAUUUACAGCAGUGUUUUGUCGCCUUUUUGCUCUGUCAGACUGUCUGCCAUCGCUGAUACAGAUCAAUAACUGUAGUGUUUUUUAUGUAUCUCAAAUGAGAUUGUUCAAAGAAAAACACACUAUCUUUGCAUCAGACAGCUGUAAAAUCAGCUUAAAUGCACCAAUAGUUUUCUUAAAAGUCUGUCCUCAACAUAGCAAAUGUGGUGUUUCCUAACACUGACAGAACAAAUUGAAAGCAUUAAGCUAUAAUUGAUGAUUUAAUGCCAUUUUAAACCAGAACAUUUAUGUAAUGGCUGCAUUUAGGGUUGUCAUAAUACCAGAAUUCAAAACUUCUAGAAGAACUAGGCAACCAAUAUUGGGGUAAAAUAUUGGGUCAUUUCUUGUUUGCAGUUUUAAAAGAUUGCAGACAAACUCCUGCACACUGUCUAUAUUUCACAAAUACAUUGGUAACGUUCAUUUAUUUGUGCAAUUUAGAGAGCGUGCAGAUAAUGGUUGUCGAUACUAUUGAUCAUAAAAAAAGAGAGAUUGUAUUGUAUGUAAACAUGAGGUAUUGAAACACAUCACACAUUCUGACAACCUUACUGCAUAGUUCCCACAUGUAAAAAUGUUCACUAUGUCUGCUGAAUCCAUUUAGACAGAUUUCAAAUGAUCUCACUCUUUUGAAUCACCACUAGGACUUUUUCAACAAUUUUGGACAAAACAUCAUUUGAAAAAAAAAAAAACAACUCAAAAAAAUAGUUCCUUCUUUAUCCCAUAACUUUAAAAUCCAAAAGACUUCAUGUAUUUUAUUUCUUUGUUUGAUGCCAUAAUCUUGUAGUAUUGUCGCUGAAUGUAAAAAAAAAAAAAAGUGCUUUAAAGUGUUUUUUCUGCUUCUCUGCAUCCGUCGUGCCUCAUAGCGUCUGACUCACAUGUCGUUGUUAAGCCCCGCCUUCCUGACACCAGGGUGGUGUUUGGUCUGCAGGUGGAGGUCUGCGUAGUGCCUCGUAGAAACGCUUUGAUACCCUCAGUGCUCUGAUGUUUAACGUGUGUGCGUUCAGUGGUGUUCUGAGCUAACGUGCCUCCAGAUGUCAUCUAGAAUUUCUCUUUUUCUUUUGCUGUACCUUUGUUUGGUUUUUACCUGAAGUUUUAUUAAAUAGAUGAUAUGUAUAUUUUUGCAGAAAGAAGCUGUUUUUUUAUUUUAACUGUAAAGUUUUAACUGUAAAUUGCACUAAUUGUUUUACAGAUGCUCUUAGAUGUGACGUUCAGGUUAUAAUGAAUGUUGAAAAGUUAAAUAUAUAAAUCUUAUAUAUGUUUAAAUAACUGAUUCUUAUAUGUGUUUGCUCACAAUAAACUAAAGACCAUCUAAGAACUAAACACA
Labrus bergylta (ballan wrasse) is the source of this 8300-nucleotide messenger RNA. Its product is annotated as diacylglycerol kinase theta. NCBI's taxonomy places the organism in Eukaryota, Metazoa, Chordata, Actinopteri, Labriformes, Labridae. Gene Ontology annotation, molecular function: ATP-dependent diacylglycerol kinase activity. The record is from RefSeq and is a predicted model, not a curated record.